This is a messenger RNA of Uloborus diversus, 874 nucleotides long. Its product is annotated as rho GTPase-activating protein 44-like. The record is from RefSeq and is a predicted model, not a curated record. Gene Ontology annotation, cellular component: intracellular anatomical structure; cytoplasm. NCBI's taxonomy places the organism in Eukaryota, Metazoa, Arthropoda, Arachnida, Araneae, Uloboridae. Gene Ontology annotation, molecular function: protein binding; GTPase activator activity. The transcript is spliced from 7 exons. Gene Ontology annotation, biological process: regulation of actin cytoskeleton organization; positive regulation of GTPase activity; regulation of Rac protein signal transduction. Bases 194 to 874 code for a protein of 226 amino acids.
UAAAGUUGUGGAUGCAGUGUUCGUAUGGAUGAGGGAGCUAUGUUGGAAACGAGAGGCGUUUUGUUUUGAUUCAUGUGCCUGUGCGUUAAAAAGCUUGUUCUUUUUAUGUUCAAGAACAUUAUGAGUAUAACUUAAGAUAUUUGGAUUUCGACUAUCAUUUGGAUUCUUUGCUUUUAUCUAAACUGCUGCCAAGAUGAUGAAACAAUUUCUUCGUGUUAAGGAGAUCGCUGACAAGAAAUUUCAAAGGAACGAGAAAAGCUCUGUUCUGACGGAAGAAUUGAAUGCUGCCGAGAAGCGAGUAGAUCUGAUCAAAGAGAGCUGUUACGCCUGCGGUAAGAAGCUGUCGUCAUGCAUGCAGAGACUCACCCAAGACAGCUCGGAUCGCAGGAAUUCGAAAAAAUUAGUUCCUGAAUCUGCUCUUGCCCAGUGCAUGGAAGAAUGGGGAUUGUCUUUAGGUGAAAAUUCGAUUUUAGGAAUGACAUUAGUUGAUUUCGCACGAAUCCAAGACACUUUGGCAACUGAUUUAUUAAAUUAUAAAGUGCAAGUUGAGGAAUCCGUUGUUGAGCCCCUCCAAAAUAUUUUGAACAUUGACAUAUCAAAAAUUAUUAAGUCUCGGAAACAACUUAUAAAGCUCAGCUCUGAUAUGGAUUCUGCCAAAACUAGGUACCAAAGUUCCAUGAGAAGUAGUCAACAAAUCUCUGGCAAUGGGCAAACAAAUGCAGCAGCCAAAGUUCAGCUUCUGAGAGAAGAAUCUGAAGAUUUAUCAAGCAAAGUUGAACAAUGCCGGCCGUUUAUGAAAACAUAUUGCGCCGUGGUUUCCAAACCUUAUCCACUCAUGAAAUCUCUAAACUACAUGGCUGCUUACGGGAGCUGA